CACUUUCGUCGGGUGAAUGAGAGACGGAGGACUUGGAGUCGCGGGAGUUGGGGCUUCUCUUGUGAACGCGAUGAGACCCAACAUCCUCGCGCCCUGUGUCGCCGCUGUCACUGUUGUCACUUUCGUCGGGUGAAUGAGAGACGGAGGACUUGGAGUCGCGGGAGUUGGGGCUUCUCUUGUGAACGUAGUGGGAUCCAACAUCCUCACGCCCCGUGUCGCCACUGUCUAUUGUGUCAGACCUUCUCUUGUGGGCAUGGGAAGAUUCAGCCUCCUCGCGCUCCUCGCGCAUCCCGCGCUCCUCACUCCCUGUGUCAUCAUUAUCAAUGUCGUCGUCAUCGUCGGCUUCGCCGCUUGCAUCAGGAUCGGCGGUCGAGUCAGAAUUAACGGACUUGUCGUCGGAAUCAGAGUCGGAAGAGUCAGAAGCGACGGACUUGUCAUCGGAAUCAGAGUCGGAAGAGUCGGAAGCGACGGACUUGUCAUCGGAAUCAGAGUCGUCAGAGUCAGAGGAGCUGGCGGGAUGGGGAAAUGGGAGGGGAGACGACGCGAGAAAACUAGGUGCACCAAAAUCAACCGAGUCAGGUGUAUCAGGCGUAUCGCCAAAGUCAACCGAGUCAGGCUCAUCAGGUGUAUCAGGUGUAUCGGGCAUCCCAAGCCUGGGUUUAAGAUGACCAAUGAGGUUGGAGGAAAGUUCCUGGCGUUUAGCCAGAGAAGUAUGUUUUUUGACCAAUUUUGGUGUCGAAUGUGACGCAGCAAUAGCAGCGAA
Molecule: messenger RNA, 763 nt
Organism: Suillus discolor
Lineage: Eukaryota; Fungi; Basidiomycota; Agaricomycetes; Boletales; Suillaceae
Exons: 3
Coding region: 134-745 (203 amino acids)
Source: RefSeq, a predicted model, not a curated record